AUGUACUACGUGCUAUACGCUUCUCUUAUCAUAACUCAGCUGGUUCAGUCAUCACAGGAUGUUUCAACUCAAAAUAUUCAAUUAGGCUCACGAUUCGAUCUGGAUAAACAUGUUUUAUCAAAUCAAUUCACAUAUAAUAAGCUUCAGCCGGAACCGAGGUUUCGGACACAGAUGAGAGUAUUGUACGAUCAUCUGUUCGAUGGAUAUCAGAAAGAGCUUCGACCUGUUCUCAAUGAUUCAUCAACUCUGAAUGUGCAGAUGAAGUUUUGGUUAAAACAAAUUUUAAAAGUAGAUGAACGUGAUCAAAUUGUUAAUGUAUACUGCUGGCUUGAACUCUAUUGGCAAGAUGAGACAUUAACAUGGGAUCCGAGCAAAUUCGGAAAUUUAACAAGAAUUCAUGUGCCGGCACAUAAAAUUUGGAAGCCAGAUGUUCUUGUUUAUAACAAUGCUAAUAUGAAUGUGGAGGAAAAUGAGAUGGAAACGAAUGCAAUAGUCAAUAAUACGGGUCACGUCAUGUUGUUUCGAUCAUUGAUAACUGAUGUCAGUUGUAAUUUGAAUUUAGAACAAUUCCCUUUCGAUCAGCAGGUCUGUUAUCUCACAUUUGCAUCAUGGUCUAUGGAUGGAAGCAAACUGAACUUAGCUGCCACUGAAAAUACAGAUAACUUGGAGUUGUAUAUACGAAAUACGGAAUGGACAAUGACCGAAUUCCAAGUAAAAACAUAUGUGAAACGAUACGAUUGCUGUCCACAUCCGUUUCCGGAUGUUACGUACUUCAUGGUAUUGCGAAGAUCACCAAGUUAUUAUAUAUUUAGUUUGGUAAUUCCAUCUGCAUUCAUAACAGUUGUGACGAUUGUUGGAUUUUUCACACCCCACUCAACCACCGGAGAGAACACCGAGAAAGUCUCUCUUGGAGUGACAGCUCUUCUAUCAAUGGCCAUCAUCAUGAUGAUGGUAUCUGAUGAAGUACCUGCAACAUCAGAAGUCAUUCCUCUCAUCGGCAAAUACUACAUUGGAUUGAUAUUUCUCAUAUUCAUAGCCGCCUUCACAACAACAUUAACAUUAAGUUAUCAGAUGAGAGGAAAUGCAGGCAGUCAAGUUGAUCCACAGAUACGUGAUUUCUUUUUCAAUUCUAUCGCUGGCAAUCCUUAUAUAUCGUGGGCUUUCUCUUUCCAACUUCCAAAACGUCGUCGUAGGCCAAGUGAACAAGCAAUGAUUUAUAGUUUCUUUUUUGAAAAUUCUCAAUCAAACGGGAAAUAUCAGUCAAACGGUUAUCAUGGAGUAUCUGAGAAGAAGUCUCAUGUUGUGCAAUUGGAAGAGAUUGACAAUCAAGUCAAAUCGGCUAUGAAUGAGAAGGAUCUGGAUCUUUCAUUUGCCAAAGAAACUGCUAUGGGUUUAGUAAAAAUACGUCAUGGUUUAGAUGAUAUUAAGAAUUCUAUGAAUGCAGAAAAAGAACUUCGUCGGAUAAAGUUCGAAUGGCAACAAAUAACGAGAAUGAUUGAUCGAAUUAUCAUGUUUUUUUAUAUAAUUUUGACGGUUACAUUUGCUGUAUACAUGUUAGCAUCGCGGGAGCCUGAGAUACGUUUAACAGAUGACAUAAUGGACAGAGUGAAGCGUGCUUGA
Messenger RNA from Auanema sp. JU1783, 1620 nucleotides. Lineage: Eukaryota; Metazoa; Nematoda; Chromadorea; Rhabditida; Rhabditidae. The record is from the annotation of a GenBank genome assembly.